GGCAGGGAAAGGAAACAGGUAAAGUUGGAGCAGGAGGGGAGCCAAAAUAAAACACAUGCUCUCUUUCAAACACCUUCCACUCCACCAAUGCAAGUUCUUCUAGCCACCACCAGUGUGCUACUUGAGAUUCCUUCUCCUUCUUCAAAGGGCCAUAUGCUUUCUCCCUCCUCCCUCUAGAGGUUGACCUCAACAAGUAAAAGGCCCUUGCUUGCAAAGAGAUCGUGUCGAUCGACGACGAGUACGCAAAAGCUAGAGAGAGAGGAGGUGAGGUCGAGUGCUUCUUGCACUUGCUUGUGUGUUGGAGAGAGAGGGGGAGUGGGAGAGAUCAGCAUAUCAGAGGGGAAUAUGGAUAGGGGACUCGUCCACAAAUCAUCGCCUCUAGUGGGCGAGAUGGGGGAGGCCGGCCAUGGAUGGUGGAGCGUGAAUAAUUUGAGGCCCCCUUUUGAGCAGCAGCACCAUCCUUCUCUUUUCAUGCCGUCCACCACCGCCACCACCACCGCAGCGCCGUCUUCUUCUUCUUCGUCCCCUCUCCAUUCCUUAUCCUCGCUGCUGCUCUCGAAUCACUACCCGCUGCCUACUACCAGCACGUCGCCGUGGCAGCAGCAUGACACCGGCAGCACCACCACCAGCAGCCUGCACGGUCAGCAGGGACUCGGCCAGCAGGAUUCAUGGAGCCAGCUCGUACAAGGGGGAUUGGCCACUAACGGGGAAGAGAGGUACAAGGAAGGCCAGAUGCUGUUUCCAACAACAAUUUGUUCAGAAACCGGAGGAAGCGGCAGCUACCUCUUCAGCGCCGCCGCCACGGCUAGCCAUGGGAGCAGCACGAGUGAAGAGAUCCAAUUGCCGUGGGGAAGCGUCCACCAGCACCACAAGGCCCUGCAGCAGAAAGCAGCUUCCUCUCCGAGGUCUUCUUCCAUAACGUCGACGACCUCCCUUGGGAGCAACAUGCUGGAGUUCUCCAACAACAGCAGUAGUUCACCACGUGAGUGCAUCAGCACAGUAUCUGGAUCAGCUUUCAAGAAGGCUAGGACCCAAGAACCCUCCCCGGCUCAAUCUACUGUGAAGGUGAGGAAGGAGAAGCUAGGGGAUCGAAUAACUGCUCUUCACCAGCUUGUCUCUCCGUUUGGAAAGACUGACACAGCGUCUGUACUCCUUGAAGCCAUCGGGUACAUCAGAUUCCUUCAUAGUCAAAUUGAGGCUCUGAGCUCGCCGUACGUGGGCGGCAGCAAUGGCGGUGGGGGCGGUUCCAUCAGCUCCAGCUCCAGCUCCAAGCAGCAGCAUCUCCACGAGGCUAGUGUGCACGGAGAAAGGCACAGCAUAUUUCCAGAAGACCCUGGCCAGCUCUUGCAUGACAGUGCACUAAAAAAACGAGGACAGCCUGAGCCGGAUGGAAGCUAUGAAGAAGGGAAGGAUCUGAGGAGCAGGGGUCUGUGCCUUGUCCCUGUGAGCUGCACGCUGGACGUCGGAGUUGAUGUGGUCGCCGGCCCAGCGGACUACUGGGCAGCAGCUGCGCCGGCUUUCGGCAUGGGGUUCGGCGGGUAGAUGGAGGAUAAUGAAGAAUUGUGUGGCACAGUACGGCAAGCAUGCAGCAUGCGGAUGUGCUGCAUAACAUCAGGAGCAGCCAUCCUGGUGAAGAGAGAUGUUUAAGGCUGGUUCCUCUUGAUGCUAUGCAAGUAUGCUUAUGACGAUGAUUUAUGCACACUACUGACCGAUAAUGCAUGGACGUAGGGGAUGCAAAUACUCACUCCGUUCCAAAUUGUAGAUCAUUUUAGCAAAUCUAAAUACGUAGAUUUUGCUAUGUAUCUACAUAAACACUAUGUUUAGAUACGUAGCAAAAAUUAUGUAUCUAGAUUUGCCAAAACGAUCUACAAUUUGAAAUGGAGUAGUAUAUAACUGGUAGUGUGUGUAUGUGUGAUAUAUCUUGUCUAGAGAUUGAUCAUCAAUUUGCUGCACACAAAGCUAGGAGUGCAUCAUCUGUAUGUAUAACUCAUUUAAAUCGUAUUUGCAUUGGGCCUCACUGCUCUCUAUAUAUCACGGUCUCUUGUGGGUAA
Messenger RNA from Panicum hallii, 2051 nucleotides. RefSeq names its product transcription factor bHLH68-like. The coding region runs from base 346 to 1542 and encodes 398 amino acids. Gene Ontology annotation, biological process: regulation of transcription by RNA polymerase II. The record is from RefSeq and is a predicted model, not a curated record. Gene Ontology annotation, cellular component: nucleus. Gene Ontology annotation, molecular function: RNA polymerase II cis-regulatory region sequence-specific DNA binding; DNA-binding transcription factor activity, RNA polymerase II-specific; protein dimerization activity. The transcript has 9 exons. Lineage: Eukaryota; Viridiplantae; Streptophyta; Magnoliopsida; Poales; Poaceae.